GCAGUGCGAUGAUUAAUCUGCAUUGACCAGUGGCUUGUGUGCCGCCCUAGAAGAAGAAGGGCUUGCGAUGCUGAUUAGCUUUUCACGUGACGGGUUUGACGCUGGCCUUUGGCCAUGCAGCAUCCACUACACCACUCGCUGGUGUUCAUUGAUUGCCACGUGUAAUGGUACGCUAGUCCGAGGCUGGUAGUUGGCGCAAUACAUAAACAGCUGCCGGAUGAUCCGGAUGGUUCAGUAGGCGUUAACGUGAGACGCUACCGAGUCGAGUGAGUGAGCUACGAUCAGCGAACCGAAAGCCAGCAGCCAGCUCGAAUGGCACAGAGGAAGGAUAAAAAUUUGGCCGGUGUAGUGUAUGGGGUGGAAGAUUUUCGUGUGGAAGAAAUCCCCAUACCCCGACCACGCGAUCAUGAGGUCCUGAUCGAGAUGGAUUGUGUGGGUAUCUGUGGUUCGGAUGUGCAUUACAUCUCGCACGGUGGAUUCGGUGACUACAAGCUGAAGGACAAGCUAGUGUUGGGCCACGAAUCGUCCGGCGUGGUGAGAGAGGUGGGACGCACGGUGACGAACCUGAUGGUGGGUGAUCGUGUCGCGAUAGAACCAGCGAUUGGCUGUCGCACCUGCCGUCAGUGCAAGGCGGGUCGGUACAAUCUCUGCCCGGAAGGUGUUUACUGUGCGACGACGGGCCACGGGAAUUUGUGCAACUACUACACGCACGCGGCCGAUUGCUGCUUUAAGCUGCCGCCGAAUGUGACGAUGGAAGAGGGCGCCCUGCUGGAACCGCUCGCCGUUGCCGUUCACUGCUGCCGGCGGGGUGGGGUCGGGAUCGGUAGUACGGUGCUGGUGCUGGGUGCCGGACCCAUCGGGCUCGUUACGAUGCUGGUGGCUAGGGCGAUGGGUGCGGCCAAGGUGUGCGUGAUCGAUCUGAUGGAAAGUAAGCUCGAGCUGGCGAAAUCACUCGGAGCCGAUGCGAUUCUGGCCGUCAGUGGGCACGAUGCGCAGGAAGAUAUGGUGAAGCGGAUCCAUCUGUUGCUUGGCACUGCUCCCGAUAUAAGCAUCGAGUGUACUGGGGCGGAAGCGUGUGUGCAGCUAGCAAUAGCGGCCACCGUUCCGGGCGGUGUCGUGACGCUGGUGGGUAUUGGAGCUAUACUGCAGCGCAUCCCGAUCACGACUGCGCUGGUACGGGAGAUCGACAUCCGUACGGCGUUUCGCUAUGCAAACUGCUACCCGGCAGCACUGGCCAUGGUGGCCAACGGUACGAUCGAUGCGCUCAAGCUGAUAACCCACCAUUACGAGCUGACCGAAUCGGAGCAAGCGUUCAAGACGGCACGGUACGGGCUGGAUGGGGCGAUCAAGGUGAUGAUCCACUGUCAGCCAAGGAAUAAAAAUAAUCCCCAACGAAAGGUGUAACCCAAGGUCCAGUUUCGACGCAAAUCCGAGCGUGUAACGGGAGAGCCAAUAGAGCCAAUAAAUCUUGAUAGUAUUUACCUACUCAA
This is a messenger RNA of Anopheles stephensi (Asian malaria mosquito), 1490 nucleotides long. Its product is annotated as sorbitol dehydrogenase-like. Gene Ontology annotation, biological process: D-sorbitol catabolic process. The record is from RefSeq and is a predicted model, not a curated record. Bases 313 to 1404 code for a protein of 363 amino acids. The transcript is spliced from 2 exons. Lineage: Eukaryota; Metazoa; Arthropoda; Insecta; Diptera; Culicidae. Gene Ontology annotation, molecular function: L-iditol 2-dehydrogenase (NAD+) activity; zinc ion binding.